CUAACAAGUAACACCCCCUUCAAGAUUGAUUCCCCCACCUCCCUCUCUUUUCUUUCUCUCUCUCUCCUCACCGCCCAUUUCCAAUCCCUUCCUCUCCCAUUCUCCUUUUCUCCAAAUUCUCUUCACACGUUUGCUCCCAUAAUUCUCUCUCUCUCUCUCUCUAAGUAGAUACUGUGUCAGACGGUGUCAGAGAACUAAGGUUUCCUUUUGUCCUCCUGAGCGAAGGACGGAGGUCCCUUUGUAUCAGAAGAAAAUCUCUCUCUCUCUCUCUCUCUCUCUCUCUCUCUCUCUCACAUUCCAACUGUCCAUACCUCCACAAAAGAAACCCUAAAUUUUUUGCUCAAUACUCAUGACUCCUCAACUCUCACCCGUGAAUCCUAACUCCAUCAAGACUAGAUUCACUCAUCGGUUCCUAAGAGCCCUUAAAAGACUGCGCAAGAAUAAUUCACGCACCGCCACGUCAUCACAACCCUCGGCUCUGGGGCGAUAUCGGAAGGUAAAGCUGGCUGCUGAUGCGUCCAUGGCCGCUGCGGUGGGGCCGAGGAGGGUCUGGAGCUGUGCGAUGCUGCGGAAGAUCCGGUCGCGGGGUUUUUUGGCGAGGAGAAGAGGAAGAAGAAGCUGUGGUGGGGCUGUGAGGAGAAGGAGAGUUCACAUGGGGAAAAGAGGUGGAAAAUCAGGGUUCGGUGGUGAUCGAAAAACCGAGGAGCUUCGGAGGCUGGUUCCGGGGGGAGAAGCCAUGGAUUUGUACAGCUUGCUGGAUGAAACUGCACAUUACAUGAAGUGCCUUUCAACCCAGGUACAGGUCAUGAGAAAUAUUGUCGAUUUCUGCUAUACCUCUACUUAGGGAAUGUUCGGCUCGAUGGACUCAACGUUGGAAUGGAAUUGCCAUUCCAUGGAAUACUUAAUCCAAAUGCACCCUUAGAGUAUCGGUAGUCCGGAGUUCUGUCGGUCAUUACAUAACGGAGGUUUUGGACUUCUGAUACCGAUAAUUAUCUAAAGUAUCGUCUGAUACUCCUAUAUAACUGUGUUACGGAUGCAGAUACCGCGAUGUCUAGCCGUGAUUGGUGCUGUUAUACAUUUAUACAAUACAAAUAAAACGGAUCUAGAGAGAGAGGUGUUUACUGUUUAUGACCUUCAAAUUUUUCUUACCCACAAAUUGUCUACACCGGUCUGCCGAUGUAGAUUCUCAUGUGAUCGAUCUAAUGAGAAUCUUGAGGAACGUGAAGAUUUUCGUGUGAUUCAAUGACUGAAAAUACACUGGAAGACCGGUAGAGACAUUUGUGGGUACAGAUCCACGAUUUGAACUCGUGUUUAUGAUGGCGGGGCUGGAAAUUAGGAGUUCUGGGGGUAUAGAAAUCACAAGUAGGCUAUGCACCAAGCCUUACAAGAAAGUGUUGUAGAAUUGUGUAAAUUAGAGUACGUACUGAUUGUGAGAAACUGAUGGGAAUUUCACUUGUUUGUACAGAGAUAUAUGGUUUGUAAUAAUAUCUGUAAUUACUUUUA
Rhododendron vialii is the source of this 1503-nucleotide messenger RNA. RefSeq names its product transcription factor IBH1-like. Gene Ontology annotation, biological process: regulation of DNA-templated transcription. The record is from RefSeq and is a predicted model, not a curated record. Lineage: Eukaryota; Viridiplantae; Streptophyta; Magnoliopsida; Ericales; Ericaceae. The coding region runs from base 350 to 844 and encodes 164 amino acids. The transcript has a single exon.